CUGGAACUUCGAUGCACGGUGUUCGGUGAGCCACGCUAACUGCGUCAUCAACUCCAUUGGUGUUUUGUUUUUGUUGUGUUUCAUGUCAUACUCCUCGGCCACUUGACGAUUUCACCCAUUUUGAAAGACUUUCUCAAGUAAUUACCCAAUCGUUUUGCCGAUAUUCCCAGUUAUCGCUACCAAUAUUUUCGUGUUUACCCGUUGCUCACGGUCAAUUCGCCGGUAGGACGUAAGUUGGAUGGAAAAUCUAAGUGUCCUUAUCAGUUGCUCUUAUCAACCAUCAGUAUUUUUUAACACACUUUUCGCCACAAGUCAGCUAACGUAAAACAGUCAGAUCCCCGACGACUGAAAUCAAGUCGGCUCGAGAUGGAUGAUACUUUCGACCAGUUUGAAGAUGAGGAGCCCUUGGAAACCUCAACGGUCAAUGGUCGGAAACGUUUGUUCUCGAAAGAAUUGCGGUGCAUGAUGUACGGUUUUGGUGAUGAUCAGAAUCCGUACACUGAAUCUGUUGAUCUCUUGGAGGAUUUAGUGAUAGAGUACAUCACUGAAAUAACUCACAAAGCCAUGGAAAUCGGCCGAACAGGCCGCGUGCAAGUAGAAGAUAUUGUCUUUCUCGUCCGCAAAGAUCGCAGAAAGUAUGCCAGGGUUAAAGACUUGUUAACAAUGAACGAAGAGCUAAAGAAAGCAAGGAAAGCAUUUGAUGAAGUUAAAUACGUCACUAGUUAAUUUUUUAUAUCUUUUCUGUACUUAAAUUAUUAAUUAAAUCUUGAGUAAAUUACCUUCCGUUUUCAACAUCUAUCAUAUUUUGUCGAUGUAGCACUGUAAGUCUUAGAAGUAUUAAUAUUAAGUAAGUUUCGCUGAAUCAUUGACUUUCAAUUCAUCUCAUAUUCCAAUUGUUAUUAAAUUUCACUUUUUUCACUCAGUUGUAAAAAAUAAUUUUUAAUUUUUAAUAAAUUUAAUUAAUAAUUCA
This is a messenger RNA of Bemisia tabaci, 970 nucleotides long. RefSeq names its product TATA-box binding protein associated factor 13. The record is from RefSeq and is a predicted model, not a curated record. Gene Ontology annotation, cellular component: transcription factor TFIID complex. NCBI's taxonomy places the organism in Eukaryota, Metazoa, Arthropoda, Insecta, Hemiptera, Aleyrodidae. Gene Ontology annotation, molecular function: protein heterodimerization activity. Gene Ontology annotation, biological process: transcription by RNA polymerase II.